CCGCUGCCACGCGGAAGUGUGAGCAAAGGCCCGCCCCCAGGGCUCUGCAAAUGACGUCGGGCGGUGUGGGGCUAGUGGCGUAGACGCCGGCAGUCCUUCGUCUCAUCCGGUAGCUUCUGGCUGUCCGGCGCCGGCCCUGCGGCCAUCUUGGGCUUCGCUUCCACCCGCUCCGGCCAGCCUGCCCAGCCCUUCCGUUGUCGCGCUGCUCCGGGGCUCUACACCGGUCCGUGUCUUCGAGAAAGUCGCCGCCGCGGGAGGGCCCCUAUCUAUGGUGGAGAGGCCUCGCGCGGACUAGGACGCCUCCUUCCCGCCAGGAUGGAUGUCGCCUCAGUCGUCGCCUCCUGCGCGGGCCGCUCUGCUCUGUGGUCUGCCGCCCGUUGCCGAAGCCGCUGCCCUCUGUGGCUCUUCUCCUGGCGCUGGGAUCGGCCUGGAGCACCAACUCCGCCGCUGGGCGAGGCCAAGUCUGUCUAGGCCUCUUCCCGAAUCCCAUCCGGCCCGCCGCGGCUGAACCCCGCCGUCCUACCCGAGAGACUGCCACGAAAAAGAAGAUGGAGCCGGCGACACACGGAUCGCGGAAACGGGCGGCCCCUGGGGCGGGCUCCUGGUUCCGGCUGCCCUUCUUGCUUCGGCGUUCGCAAGCAGGCUUUUCCAGAUUCCCGGUACAUUCUGCUCCUGCAAACUCCGGGGACCCCACACUGCCUUCCUCUUCCCAGCCCGAGGCUCGGACCGGCUACUGGGCGAAGCUGCUUUCCCAGCUCCUUGCACCGCUCCCCAACUUGCUGCAGAAGUUGCUGAUUUGGAUCCAGCUUUUCAGUGGCAUGAUUCCCACCAGAUGGCUAGAUUUCGCCGGAGGCUACAGCGUCCUGAGAGCCUUGAGGGGACGGGAGGAAACAGCCGCCCCCGCAGUGCAGAAAUCUUUGAGUUCGCUAAGGCUUGACCCGCUGGACAGCUCGGUUGCCAGUCCCCUUGAUUGGCUAGAGGAGGGGAUCCUCUGGCAGUGCUCAUCCUCAGACCUAGAAUUGGAACUUAAAGCCGAGGGAAAGACUUUGGACCCUGCACCACUCGCAUUUCUCCAGGAGCAGCAGCUUUGGGGAGUGGAGCUGUUGCCGAGUAGCCUUCAAGCCCGUCUGUUCUCUGACCGAGAACUUGGCUCUUCGCCCUCCGGGCCUCUAAACAUUCAGCGCUUAGGCAGUUUGAACGUCGUCGCCUAUGUGCUGAACCCCACCUACUUGGACUGCCUUCCCCGGCUAGAGCUCAACUAUCAGAACAGCCCUGGAAAUGGCGAGCUGGUUGAUUUCCAGGCACUGACCCCGGAGAGCAGCUGCCUUUCUGAGGACCGGUGUCAUCCCCAGCCAUUGCGUGCAGAGAUCUCUGCAGCCUCGUGGCAGGGUUGCUCACCUCUGUCUAGAGAAGGCUUGCCUGAAAUCCAGCAUCUUCGUAUGAAACGGCUGGAGUUCCUUCAGCAAGCUAGCAAAGGCCAAGAGUUACCCACCCCUGACCAAGAUAAUGGCUACCACAGCCUGGAGGAGGAACACAACCUUCUCCGAAUAGAUCUGAACCACUGCGCGGAUGACCCCACACAGCCUGUUCCCUUUAAGGGAACCAUUCCUGGAGCCCAGGAGCCCACUGAGGAAAAAAUAGAAUUGUUGACUAAAGAGGUUCCACUUGGUUUGGAAAAACAAGGCCCUUCUGAAAGCUGUCCAUCUUGUGAGAUACCUGAGGGGAGAGAGCCUGAAGAGGACCAGAUCAGUGUGGUUGACUCCUCAGAUAUAGAAGAUGACCUUCCCGUUUCUGCCAGACCAGCUUGUAGUAACAGAUUGAUAGAUUACAUUUUGGGAGGUGCAUCCAGUGACCUGGAAACAAGUUCUGAUUCAGAAGGGGAGGACUGGGAGGAGGAAGCUGAGGAUGAUGGUUUUGAUAGUGAUGGCUCACUGUCAGAAUCAGACUUUGAACAAGAUUCUGAAGGGCUUCACCUUUGGAACUCUUUCUACAGUGUAGAUCCUUAUAAUCCCCAAAACUUUACAGCAACACUUCAGACUGCUGCUAGAAUUGUUCCUGGAGACCAUUCUGAUUCAAGGAGGGAUUGGUCUGACAAGUGUGAUGUAGGGAAUUCUCCCCAGUCUGAAAUCCUUCCGGAGACCUCUGACCAUAAUUCUGGGGAGGAAGAUGACUGGGAAUCUAGUGCAGAUGAGGCAGAAAGCCUGCAACUGUGGAAUUCUUUCUGUAAUUCUGAUGAUCCCUACAACCUUUUAAAUUUUAAGGCUCCUUUUCGAACAUCAGGGAAAAAAUGGAAAGGCUGUCACGAUCCCGAGAGCCCAUCCGAGUCUAUGGUGGCCAUUUCUGAGUGUCACACCUUACUUUCUUGUAAGGUGCAACUGUUGGGGGGCCAAGAAGAAUGUCCAGACUUGAGACAGCGUGCGGUUCCUUCUGGAGAAAGACACAUGCAUAUCAAAAGAAAGAAGGUAACCUUCCUUGAAGAAGUUACUGAGUAUUAUAUAAGUGGUGAUGAGGAUCGCAAAGGACCUUGGGAAGAACUUGCAAGAGAUGGAUGCAGAUUCCAGAAACGAAUUCAAGAAACAGAAGAUGCUAUUGGAUAUUGCUUGACAUUUGAGCACAGAGAAAGAAUGUUUAAUAGACUCCAGGAAAUGUGCUUCUAAGGACUUAAUGUUUCUGAGUAAAGUUAAGAUGAGCUGACAGCCUGUAGACCUAGUAUACACUACCUCUUAGUUGAGAGGUUUCUUUUUAAAACAAAUACUGGCAGCUGUCUUUUGACUUAAAAAAUUUUUUUUCCCAACAUAUCCCACUUAGAAUGUGCAGGUUUAAGUCAGCCCUGAGAGUGAAGGAUGUGUGAUUUUUUUUUUUUUUUCAAUCUUCCUUUUUUUGAUAUAGUUGAAUGUGUUUUUAACAUCCUUUGCUUGAGGUGAAAAGGGGACCUUUAAAUUGUAAUUUUGCACUUUCAGAACUUAAUUUCUUGGGAAACAAUAUUUAUAGGGCUUUAAAGUCCAUUUUUAGUUCUAGUUUAAAUUUUGUAUGCUUAUCAAAACACUUCGGGCUCGCUCUUUUUCCCCAUCAUCUGAAAUUAAUGGGCUUUUAUGUUUUUCUGUACUUUUUUAUUUCAGUGAUUUGGCCUGUCUGCCUUACAGUAAAAAAAUAAUCUUGUAUAUGUAAUCAACUUAAAAGUACAUUGUCUUUUUUUAAAAAGUACUUUAUCUUUUUUCCACUCUUUCCCUCCUCCUUUAAAAAUGACUGGUGGAAAAUGCGUGGUGGAUUUUUUUUUUUUCUCCAUAAAGUUCUACUUAAUAUAUUUCCAGGGACUACCACAAAACAUGCACAUGUGGUACUCUCUGCUACUUUGGGAAAGCUGCAUCUUUCUGCCAAAUUUUAACCUCUAAUAUAUUUGAUUUCUGUGCAAACUGUUCUUUGGAGAGGUUUCUGAAUAUGUUAUUGUAGUUCCCAGUUGAAUGUGAUUCUUUGUAUCAUUCAACAGGUAGAAAUUGUAAAAUGCUCUAGCAAGUAGUAAUCCCAUUGCAGGAAUUUAUUUUUUAAGCUUAAAAGCCGAGAAUUUUCUUGGGAGGAAGGUAGGAGACAUCUCAGAGUAAUUUGGUUUUGUUGUAUAUUGUGCUCUCAACAGAAAACCAGUGUUAAUAUCAUGCCUCAGCACUGUCACUUUAAAAUCCUGUCAGGGUGACCUGUAAACUUGGAAUUGGGCAGUUGAAUUUUCAAGUUUGAAGUAUAAAAUACAAACUUUAGGUCAUAUCCAGUUUUAUUAUUUUCUAUUUUAAUAAUGAGAGAAGCAGUGGUUAGGCCUGUACUUUCAUGAAAGCAUAAACUAUAGAUUUAACAUCUAGAAAGUCUUAAUAUCUUUAGCCCAAGUUGACUUUUGAAGUCUUUGCAUUGAUUGGUUGCAUACAUGGUGCGUAUCUGUUAGGCUGAAGGAAUAUUAACCAACUCUCAAAGGGUCUAUUUUUCUGCCAUGUGCCUCCCACCACAGGUAAUGGAAAAACCUAAGUGGAACAGAAGAUCACUUAAUUUUGAACUUACUCCAGUGUGGGGAUGAACUUUCAACAGAAGUGCUUACAGGGUUACUACCUCAGUUUAUAAUCUACUUGGUCAUUGAUUUAUUUCUGUCUGGUUUGCUCCAAGCUGGCUCCAGUGUUGGUACUUACAUAUUCAUUCAUACACACACUGAGAGUGCAUCACCAUAAAAGUUGGUCCCAAUUUUGCAGAGCCCUUAUUCUGUGUGUUAUGUAACAGUCCAUUUUAAUUGUGACCAUGGGGGAUGCAAAUACAGAGUCCAGUAUAAUGCCAUGAAAACAGGCUAGACUCAGGCACCAGCUGUUAGUUGGGAAGCAGGCACAUUUGCCUAGACUUCGUGACAAUGCAGAUAUUCUUUUGACUGAAGCAUAUUGUUCAGCGACUUGGUUGUGUUUUGUGUUUCUAAAAUCUAGCACUCUGCAUAUUUGAAAUAAUGGAACAUCUUUACAUUCAUUGGACUUUGGAAAAUUGUUUCCUUGGGAUUGUGCCCUCACUAUCCAAUGAGCAAGAGCUUGGUUAAGAAUUCUCCCAUUUGCUCUCCUCCUUCAGGAGGGAUCAUUUUAAUAUUGACCUGGAAGAGAAAAAAAUUGAAGUCAGUUUCAUCCCAAUCCUAGAAGGUAAAGUAAAUAAGCCCUUCCCCCACUCUUAAAAUCCUGGGAGGUUUUAAGUGAACAUUUUAUACAUUAAAGUCUUGUAAUGGUGCUUUCCGUGUAAAUGUAGCAUGUGAAAGACUUUGUACAGACAGGUGUAAUUUCCACUUCUGAGUGAUGAAAUGUGAUAAUAACACCACCUCCUCUGUAACUUGAAAUCAAAACUCUCAGAUUUUAUUUUUUUAUAAUUUAAGGAGGGUGACAUUAAGGGACUAGAAGACUUUUAAAUUGGCUCUUCAGUGAUUUAAAUGUAACCAGUUGUUGGGAUUUUAUAUAGCUAAAAUUAUAUUUGUGUAUAUAACUUAACCUGUAAAUUGUAAUAAAUAUAUUUGCAAUUAUUAAAUGUUAAAUGAUA
Molecule: messenger RNA, 5040 nt
Organism: Sciurus carolinensis (gray squirrel)
Lineage: Eukaryota; Metazoa; Chordata; Mammalia; Rodentia; Sciuridae
Gene: Ppp1r15b
Product: protein phosphatase 1 regulatory subunit 15B
Exons: 2
Coding region: 549-2657 (702 amino acids)
Biological process (GO): response to endoplasmic reticulum stress
Cellular component (GO): endoplasmic reticulum; protein phosphatase type 1 complex
Molecular function (GO): protein phosphatase regulator activity
Source: RefSeq, a predicted model, not a curated record